AAUUGAGUCAAAUUAAUGGACCACACAUUUCAUUAUUGAGUCAAAAACUCAAAAUUAUGACUCUUUUACCGGUGGGUGGGUGGGUGGGGGAGAAGCAAAGCAAGCCUUGUUCACAACUCCUCCUGCUUCCAUUUCGCCUACACUGUAAUUUAGAUUCCCUUCUUUCCCCGUUCGUUCGUGUGGUGAUUCAUUUCCAUGGUAGAUUUUGAUGGAUGCUGAAAACAUAUUGGAAGAUGAGGGGCAAACCCUUGAAGCACAAGUCAAAGCCUUUUUCGACUCUGCUCCUCCUUUGAACAGCAGUCAUGAAAUAACUCAAAAAUUGAAUCAAUUCAUUCAACGUAAUUCUUCAUCAUCAGAAAAUGGGGAAGCUAGGAGAAUUGUUUGUGUGACUUCUGGGGGUACCACUGCUCCAUUGGAGCAACGGUGCGUCCGCUAUGUUGACAAUUUCAGUUCUGGUCAUAGAGGGGCCACGUCCACCGAGUACUUUCUGAAGGCUGGAUAUGCUGUUAUCUUUCUGUACCGGAGGGGAAGUUUCCAGCCAUUUUGCAGAUCCCUUCCGGAGGAUCCCUUACUUGAAUGCUUCGAGCCCACCAACGACUUAAAUAUUCAAGUUCGGAAGGAUUAUUCUGAAGCUGUGACAAGUGCUAUUGUGGAUCAUCAUACUGCAGUGGCAGGCGGUCACUUGUUAAAACUUCCUUUCAACACCAUAUUCGAGUAUCUUCAGAUGUUGCAAAUAAUUGGAAUUUCAAUGAGGUGUAUUGGCCAACGUGCAAUGUUUUAUCUUGCUGCUGCAGUAUCCGACUAUUAUGUUCCUUGGAAGGAUAUGGUGGAACACAAAAUUCAGUCAGGAUCUCACCUCUUGGAUGUGAAACUUGUUCAAGUGCCAAAAAUGUUGUCAGUGCUUAGGAAAGAUUGGGCUCCUCUGGCUUUCUGCAUAUCUUUCAAGUUAGAGACAGAUUCAAGCAUUCUUCUAAAGAAGGCUAAUGCAGCUCUUGAAAAGUACAAGAUGCAUGCAGUUGUUGCAAAUGAACUUUCAACUCGGAAGGAGAAAGUAGUGGUCACCACUGGUAUUGAUAAUAUUACUGUUCUGCGAGACAAUAGCGAGUCUGCUAACGAUGUAGAGAAGCCUCUUAUUAAACUUCUUUCUGAGAGACAUGCCACUUAUAUCGAGGAUUCCGGUCGGUGAAUCUACGGAAUGACUUUGGCUGACCUUUUUCUUCUCCUUGUUGCAAUUUUGGGGAGCUACAGUUUUGGUUUCCUGUACUCUCGCGGGUUCUUUUUAAGCGGCGUUUAACAUUAUGAACGAUAGAGUAAUAAAUACAAUUAAUGUAUUUGUGUUAAAGCUAUUGUUUAACUUCUUAAUAUAUCAUUUGUUCUUCACAAUUCUAUCCCUUAUCAAUUAAUUGAAGAUAAGGAUAUUAUUGAUACAAUAAUAAUGUUAUUUGAUUUUUUUUAAUGAUUGUGAUCAAAGAAUAAAAAGAAGAAUUAGUCAAUA
Molecule: messenger RNA, 1495 nt
Organism: Trifolium pratense (red clover)
Lineage: Eukaryota; Viridiplantae; Streptophyta; Magnoliopsida; Fabales; Fabaceae
Product: phosphopantothenate--cysteine ligase 2-like
Exons: 10
Coding region: 209-1186 (325 amino acids)
Biological process (GO): coenzyme A biosynthetic process
Cellular component (GO): nucleus; cytoplasm
Molecular function (GO): phosphopantothenate--cysteine ligase activity
Source: RefSeq, a predicted model, not a curated record